Messenger RNA from Debaryomyces fabryi, 1062 nucleotides. RefSeq lists its product as uncharacterized. Lineage: Eukaryota; Fungi; Ascomycota; Pichiomycetes; Serinales; Debaryomycetaceae. Gene Ontology annotation, cellular component: protein phosphatase 4 complex; nucleus; cytoplasm. Gene Ontology annotation, biological process: protein dephosphorylation. Gene Ontology annotation, molecular function: protein phosphatase regulator activity. The transcript has a single exon. The coding region runs from base 1 to 1062 and encodes 353 amino acids. The record is from RefSeq and is a predicted model, not a curated record.
AUGCCAGAAUUGGCGAUUCCACCGUUGGAACCACAGUUGGCAGAAAUAUUUGAAGAUGUGGUAUUUUCAAAACAAUAUAAAGAAUUACCUCAAGUUAAAUGGUCGUCCGAUAUACUACCGAAAUUAAUAAAUAGGCUUGAAGAAAUAGCUAGCUUAGCAAACAAACAUGGCGAAAAGUACAGUAAAAGACCUCGUGGAGUUGAUCUCCCACAAUCUAUAAAUAGGAGGAAAGACGCUAUUGUUAGGCAUUUAAAUGAUGUAUUUCUGAACAAGCCGCCGUUUACAAUUCAGAGAAUAGCAGAGAUAACGUUAAACCCAGAAAAGGAGGGAUAUUCACUUACAAACAAUGCUAAAGUAUUGAAAUAUUUUAAUUCGUUUUCAAAGUUGGUAGUGGUUGCAUCCUCUGUAUUUGACUAUCCAGAAGUUACCUUUGUGAAUCCUACAAUGGGAGGUUCAAAAGCUACAAACCCACCUACAAAUCAGACAGUGCAGACAAUACCAUUAGUGCCGAUACCUUGGUUGAAGACAGAAAGUCCUGGUAGAGAAAAACAACCGGAGGGAAAUAGUCUGGUUCUUGAUCCUAUGCUUAUUUCUCCUCCACCGGCUGGCCAACUGGAGAAUAGUAAACUUCAUAGAACUCCAGAAAAUGGUAGUACCAACGAAAAAAAUGUACAGACUCCCUCUGUGUCUCCUUCGAGGCGUAGAAGAGAGCCAGAUACCAGAGAAGUACAAUCUGAGUCCAAGCAAGAGUAUGCUGCAAAACGGGCACGCACAGACGAAAAACCGAGUCCUUGUAAACAGGGACCAAGUGAAGUAGAUAAUGAUGAAGAUAGAAUGGAUAUAUCCAAUAGCACUCUUGAGGAUAUUACGCCUAGCAGUUCAAAUGUCACACCGACAAAGUCACAAAAUAAUAAUUCAGAUCCUAUAAGUGAUGAGCAUAAUGAUACUACCGGCAGCGAGACCAUAUUAAACAACAAAGAUCGCGAUUUAGAUAAUGAGAAUAAAAUGGAUAUAAGUAGUGAAAAUAUUAUCGUCAGUGAUGAAGAACCCCUUGUAUAUUAA